Phyllostomus hastatus (greater spear-nosed bat) is the source of this 933-nucleotide messenger RNA. RefSeq names its product taste receptor type 2 member 42-like. NCBI's taxonomy places the organism in Eukaryota, Metazoa, Chordata, Mammalia, Chiroptera, Phyllostomidae. The transcript has a single exon. Gene Ontology annotation, biological process: detection of chemical stimulus involved in sensory perception of bitter taste; G protein-coupled receptor signaling pathway; sensory perception of taste. Gene Ontology annotation, cellular component: membrane. The record is from RefSeq and is a predicted model, not a curated record. The coding region runs from base 1 to 933 and encodes 310 amino acids. Gene Ontology annotation, molecular function: G protein-coupled receptor activity.
AUGCCAUCUGGAACUAAAAGUAUUCUUCUGAUAGCUGUAGUAGGAGAAUUAAUAACUGGAAUGUUGGGGAAUGGGUUCAUUGUACUAGUUAACUGCAUCGACUGGGUGAAGGGUCAAAAACUUUCAUCGGUUGACUGCAUCCUCGCCAGCCUGGCUCUCUCCAGAAUCACUGCUCUUUGGAUAACAGUAUUUGAUUCAUUUAUAAUGGCGUUGUGGCCACAUCUAUACACCAUUGAAAAACUAGCAAACUGUAUUGUCAUUUUUUGGACACUAUCCAAUAACCUGGCUGCCUGGUUUGCCACCUCUCUAAGCAUUUUCUACUUCUUUAGAGUAGCCAAUUUCUCCCACCCCUGCUUUGCCUGGCUGAGGUGGAGAAUUAGCAAAGUGCUGCUUGUGCUUCCACUGGCGUCUUUGUUUUCUCUGAUUUUUAAUCAUGAAUCAACAGAUUUACUCCAUCGUUUCUGGAUUAAUAUCUCUACAAGAUAUGAAAAAAACUCAACAUGGUCUUCAGAUGUAAUUAAAACUCUGUAUGUUAAGAACAUGAUUGUUUCUCAUUUUAUCUACUUAAUUCCCUUUCUUCUGUCGAUGACCUCUCUGCUCCUUUUGUUUUUCUCCUUGAGGAGACAUACCAGGAAUGUGCAGAUGAGCUCCAGGGACUUCAGCACAGAAGCCCAUAAAAAGGCCAUGACAAUGGUGAUAUCUUUUCUCCUCCUCUUCAUACUUAAUUUUUUGUCCUUCGUAUUGACAGGCUGGUGUUUCCUUACAGUGAAGAACCUGGAGGCCAACCUGGUUAACACAUUAACAUUCAUCACGUUUCCUUCGGGCCACUCCUUUAUCCUAAUUUUGGGAAACAGCAAGCUGAGACAAGCUGCCCUGGGACUACUGCAGCAUCUUAACUGCCACUUGAAAAGGGUGAAACCUUUAGCUUUGUAG